AAAAGUUAAAAGACCUCGCCACCACAAGCCUUAUCCUUUCAACCACCACAAGCCUUGCCCCAUCUUAGAAAGAAACACUUCCCUUAGAACAAAACUCCAAACACAAAACAAAACAUGGCAACUCUUCAAUUCACAACCUUCACUCUUUUUAAACAAAAGCACCACCCCAUCACCAAAGUCUCCUCUGCUUCUCCUUCUCAGUUCAACACUCGGGCACGCCUUGGUUCACGCUCAUCAUCACUCAUAGUGAGGUCGUAUAAAGUGGUGAUUGAGCACGAGGGCCAGUCCACGCAGCUGGAAGUUGAACCUGACGAGACCAUACUAUCAAAGGCAUUGGAAUCUGGCUUGUCUGUGCCUCAUGACUGCAAGCUUGGAGUUUGCAUGACUUGCCCUGCUCAUCUUCUAAGUGGGUCUGUUGACCAGAGCGAUGGAAUGCUCAGCGAUGAUGUGGUGGAUCGUGGCUAUGCACUCUUGUGUUCCUCAUAUCCUCGAUCGGAUUGUCAUGUUAGGACUAUCCCAGAGGAUGAGCUUCUGUCAUUGCAAUUAGCUACAGCCAAUGACUGAUCUAUUUUUGAGUUUGCAAUGUAAUUCCUAUGCUGUUUUUUUGGUUUUGGUGAAUGGCAUUGAGUCUUUGCUUGUUUUCUUAUAAUUGCUGCUGUUGCUCUGCUCUGGUUUAAUAUAUACUUCAAUUAUCUGGCUUUUUAUUG
This is a messenger RNA of Gastrolobium bilobum, 707 nucleotides long. Its product is annotated as ferredoxin C 1, chloroplastic. The record is from RefSeq and is a predicted model, not a curated record. Gene Ontology annotation, molecular function: iron-sulfur cluster binding. The coding region runs from base 115 to 564 and encodes 149 amino acids. The transcript has a single exon. NCBI's taxonomy places the organism in Eukaryota, Viridiplantae, Streptophyta, Magnoliopsida, Fabales, Fabaceae.